AUGUUCUCCAAAUCUGCCUUGUUCGCUGUGGCUUUUGCUGGGAUCGCUGCCGCUGAACAUCAUACCAUCACGAUGAUUAACAAGUGCGGUCGCGGUACCCCUACCCUCGUUCGUCAAGGCAAUAUCGUAUCCACUGGUGCUCCGUAUUCCGCGAAUGAAGCUAUCCCGGCCACGAUUGCAUUCCUUCAGACCGGAGGAUGCGACAGACUCAACGGCGCUGGAUGUAUGACUUGCGAGCUCACCUUGAAGAACCCUGACCCUGGUGCCCCAGGAUCUGGAUCUAGCGUUGACCUUUCGUUGAUUCCACCUCUCGCAUUCAACGUUCCCAUUUCAUUCAAAUACACAAACGGAUGCUCGAACGGUGCUUCUUGCCCCAACGCCGGCUGCCACGAUGUAUUCCGCAAGCCCGAUGAUUACUUUGCGCAAAGGGCGUGCCAGGUGAACGAUGUCAACUUGGAGAUCACUUUCUGUUAG
This is a messenger RNA of Marasmius oreades (fairy-ring Marasmius), 474 nucleotides long. RefSeq lists its product as uncharacterized. NCBI's taxonomy places the organism in Eukaryota, Fungi, Basidiomycota, Agaricomycetes, Agaricales, Marasmiaceae. The record is from RefSeq and is a predicted model, not a curated record. The coding region runs from base 1 to 474 and encodes 157 amino acids. The transcript has 8 exons.